AUGCACAUACAGGUCAAAGAAUUAAAUUAUUUCAACGUGCGAGCUGAAAAUUAUGCGGAAAAAUUGAAUAUAUCCAGCUGUAUACAAGCGAGCAAAGGGCGAACACGAAACGGGCCAAAUCUUUUACUUAUAUACAAAGAGAGGACGGUUCAAAUAAAUGAUGAUAUAGCAGAUAAUGCUGACUACAGGCAGAACGAAUUUAGCCCAUCGCAUCCGCAACAUCACAACAGGCCCCAAAUGAGAUUGCUCGUUUAA
Molecule: messenger RNA, 255 nt
Organism: Clunio marinus
Lineage: Eukaryota; Metazoa; Arthropoda; Insecta; Diptera; Chironomidae
Source: the annotation of a GenBank genome assembly